This is a messenger RNA of Vigna umbellata (rice bean), 1303 nucleotides long. NCBI's taxonomy places the organism in Eukaryota, Viridiplantae, Streptophyta, Magnoliopsida, Fabales, Fabaceae. The record is from RefSeq and is a predicted model, not a curated record.
UUCUCCUCAAUCUUGUUUCACAGCUUUCGGUCCCUAGCGAGAUAACCCAAAGCUUUUAACUUCAUUCUUCUAUAUAUACAUAGUUUCCAUUAUUUUUUUCCUUCAAGCUUUUCCCGGAAAAUUUUCUGACAAAAUCAACCCCAUCCACCUCCCCAAUUUCACUAUUACAAAGCAGUAAACUUUUUCAUCCAACUCGAAAUGGGCGUGAAAGGUUUUGUGGAAGGAGGCAUCGCUUCCGUGAUCGCAGGGUGUUCCACCCACCCUCUUGAUCUCAUCAAGGUCCGAAUGCAGCUCCAAGGAGAGACAGCCUUCCACCCUAGCUUCGUCCAUGCACCGCCACCCAAGGUGGGUCCCAUUUCCGUCGGCGUCAAAUUAGUACAACAAGAAGGUGUCACCGCGCUUUUCUCCGGCGUCUCCGCCACUAUUCUCCGCCAGCUUCUCUAUUCUACCACCCGCAUGGGACUCUACGACGUGCUAAAAAAGAAAUGGUCUGAUCCCAACUUUGCCAGUGGCACCAUGCCCCUAACCUACAAGAUCACGGCAGGGCUAAUCGCCGGUGGAAUAGGCGCAGCCGUCGGAAACCCCGCCGACGUGGCAAUGGUCCGCAUGCAAGCCGACGGGAGACUUCCUCCAUCUCAACGACGAAACUAUAAGUCCGUCGUUGAUGCCAUCACGAGAAUGACAAAAGACGAAGGUGUCACCAGUCUAUGGCGUGGCUCAUCACUUACGGUGAACCGCGCUAUGAUAGUCACGGCCUCACAACUUGCCUCUUACGACCAGUUCAAGGAGAUGAUUUUGGAAAAGGGUGUCAUGCGUGAUGGGCUCGGGACCCAUGUAACGGCGAGUUUCGCGGCGGGGUUUGUGGCUGCGGUUAUGUCCAACCCCGUCGAUGUGAUCAAGACUAGGGUGAUGAACAUGAAGGUGGAGCACGGGGCGCCGCCGCCGUACUCCGGUGCACUUGACUGUGCCUUGAAGACUAUGCGUGCGGAGGGUCCCAUGGCUCUAUACAAAGGUUUUGUCCCCACGAUUUCGAGACAGGGACCCUUCACGGUUGCGCUGUUCGUCACGUUAGAACAAGUUCGCAACUUGCUUAAGGAUUUCUAAGUACGAGGAUGAUGAUGACGAAAGAAAAAAAUGUUUCCAUAGGUUUCAUAAUUAUAGAGUCACUUUGAAAAAACAAAUAUGGAGUUUUUAUUUAGUUCUUAAAGUUAUUUUGCUAGGUACUAUUGUUUAGUUUUAAGAUUUUGUGUUAUGUAGUUAAAAAAUGCAGAUUUAAUUGGUAUUGUUAACUGUUCCCUUUAUA